AUGACAGACCAAUUCAAGUCAGGCCACAGCAUCCCUGUGACCAAGCAGGAGUUUCCAGGAAAAGAGCAUGAUAUGCCAGACCCCGAUCCCAAGAGGACCUUCCUUCCCGGACCCAAGGAGGGGGAGCAGGUCCCCUACCUCGCAGCUGGUAAGCUCAAGGACAAGAAGGCCGUGAUCACGGGAGGCGACUCGGGCAUCGGGAGAGCUACCGCGAUCCUCUUUGCGGAGGAGGGGGCCGACUCCUUGAUUGCGUAUCUGCCCGACGAGGAGAAGGAUGCGCAGGAGACCAAGAAGCAGGUCGAGAACCGCGGCCGCAAGUGCCAUCUCUUCGCGGCAGAUCUUUCCAAACAAGAGAAUUGCAAAAAGCUGGCCGAGGAGGUCUCCAGCCUCUUUGAGGGCCACGUUGAUAUCCUGUUCAACAAUGCAGCUUACCAAAUGAUGGUGGAGGAUAUCAAGGACCUGCCCGAGGACCAAUGGGUGCAUACCUUCAACAUCAACAUCCACAGCUUCUUCUACCUGUCGAAAUACCUCCUCCCUCAAAUGUCCCGUGGCGCCUCGAUUAUCAACAACGCCUCAAUCAAUGCCUACAUUGGCCGACCAGACCUGUUGGACUAUACAUCUACCAAGGGCGCUAUCAUCUCGUUCACCCGAGGGCUGUCGAAUCAGUACAUUGGGCGGGGCAUCCGGGUCAACGCCAUUGCUCCUGGACCCGUCUGGACGCCGCUCAUCCCGGCGACCAUGAAUGACAAGGCGCAGAAGGAGUUUACGAGCCCUAUGGGAAGGCCAGCGCAGCCGAGUGAGAUUGCGACGUGUGUGGUGUUUUUGGCGAGUGCGGACAGCAGCUGCGUGAGUGGCCAGACUAUUCAUUGCAACGGCGGUACUAUUGUGAAUGGCUGA
This is a messenger RNA of Cryphonectria parasitica EP155, 897 nucleotides long. RefSeq names its product NAD(P)-binding protein. The coding region runs from base 1 to 897 and encodes 298 amino acids. The record is from RefSeq and is a predicted model, not a curated record. NCBI's taxonomy places the organism in Eukaryota, Fungi, Ascomycota, Sordariomycetes, Diaporthales, Cryphonectriaceae. Gene Ontology annotation, molecular function: oxidoreductase activity. The transcript has 3 exons.